CUUUAAAUGCGGUCAUGGACGAUCUUCAUGCACACGCUAAAUGUAAACAGGGUAGUUAAUUAGAACACAAUUUAAACGAUAGAAGGAGAGAUUUUGCAUUUUAAAAUUGAGGAUAUUCAUUGCCUCUCGUUUGUGACUACAUUUUCUUCGACUGAAUUACAUUCUAACGAUGAUUGAAAUUUCUACUGUAAGUGUUCUUCUCAUUGCAUUUAUAAUAAACCUUUUACUUUUUAAAAUGUUUGGUGUUGGAAAACGAAAACGUUAUCCAAACGGACCCGUUGGUUUGCCAGUUCUCGGUCAUUUGACGUUUCUCGGAAAAAGUCCUACAAUCACGUUUUCGCGAUGGAGACAGAAGUAUGGAGACGUGUUCCGUAUUAGAAUGGGAAGCUGGAAUACCGUUGUUGUGAAUAGCUUCGAAGCAAUCAAAGAAGCUGCUGAAAAACCAGAUGAUGCUUUCUCGGGCCGACCGGAUUUCGUGACACAAAAACUGUUACAAGAAAUUACUGGAGAAAUUUCACUUGCAUUUGGACCUUUUGAUGAUAUUUAUUUACAACAUCGAAAGUUAGUCGCCACUGCCUUGCGACAUUUUACUUGUCGUAAAAGUAGAUUUACAGAAGAUCUGAUAUCUGAAGAAGCUGACAAGCUUGUUGACAAUUUACUAAAGAAAUCAGGAAAGGAGCCUGUAGAUAUUAGACAGAAUAUGCAAUAUGCUACCGGGAGUGUGAUCUAUCAAAUUUUGUACGGACUUGAUAUCGAUUUGAAAGAACAGGUGAACAGGAUGGUUGAAUCUGCAAAUAUAUUUACCAAAUUCACAAAAAGCGGAAAUGCUGCUGACGUAUUGCCAUGGCUGCGAUAUUUAAUGCCUUGGAAAAUUACCGGCUUCAGAAAUAUGGCCAUCUACGUGACAGCAACCCAGAAAGGGCAAAUUGAAAACCACAUCAGAUCAUUUUCUCCUGGUAAUGUCAGGGACAUCACUGACGCCUUUUUAGCUGCAGACAUGCAAGGAAAGAAUAGAAAUGAAUGUGGACUGACUAGGUCAAGACUGCUGAAUAGUACUGUAGAUCUGCAAGGUGCUGGAUUCGAUACAAGUAACAAAUCUCUUCAGUGGCUCAUCUUAUAUAUGUCCAUGUAUCCAGAAGUUCAGGAACGUGUCCAGCACGAGAUCGGUGACGUCAUAGGAAGCGGGUGCAGAAUCGAGUUAAGAGACAAGUCUCGUCUUACCUACACCGAAGCGACCAUUUUAGAAGUAAUGCGAAUGACCACAAUUAUCCCAUUUGCGGUGCCAAAACUAACAAUUAAAGACACUACAUUAGGAGGAUACGACAUUGAUAAAGGAACCGUUGUUUUCUUCAAUCUCCAUUCGGUAUCGUAUGACAAGGAAUUCUGGGGUGAUCCCCAAACAUUUCGCCCUGAACGAUUGAUUGACGAAAACAAUAGAUUGAAUGUGGAAAAGUGCAACCAUAUUUUACCAUUUGGACUCGGACGAAGACGAUGUGUUGGAGAAUUCCUUGCAAGAAUGGAGCUAUUUCUUCUGUUUACAAAUGUCAUCAGAAGAUGUAGAUUUUCAAAACCUGCAGGUGAAAGUUACGAUAUGGAACCCGACCCUGGUCUUGUAUACUCACCAAAAGCGUUUCGUGUUUUAGUAGAGGAUCGGCAAUGAUAUGGUCUUCCAUUUUCAAAAGCAGUGUGUGCCAUUUCGGUAUCGUACGAUAAAAAUUUUUGGGGAGAUCCGCAAAAUUUUUCGACCUGAAGGCAAAAUAGGUGACAACAACACAUUGAAUUCGAAAAAAUGCAACCACAUUUUAUCCUUUGUACUUUGAUGAAGACGACGUUUGGGGGAAUUUCUAGCUGAAAUGGAAUUAUAGCUUUUAUUUACAAAUGUCAUAAGAAAAUUUAAAUUUUCAAAGCCUGCUGGUGAAAAAGUAUGACAUGGAGCAAGACCCUGGUCUUAUAUAUUCAACAGAACAAUUCCCUGUAGACAAUUAACGAACAUUUUGGUAUUGAAAAUAUUAAGCACCGAUACAAUCAGAAUUGUUGAUAUACAUGAAGAUAAGAUGACAUAAUACGUUCGAUGAAAUCUUAUUUGCCAAUGUCCUCAAACGUUUGUAUCAUCCAUAUUAUGUUCAUAAAGUGUGUUAACCUGAGACUUUUGGAAAUGUCUCUAAAAUUUCUAAACAACUAAAUUGUCACAGUGCAUGUAACUACAAAAGGCACAGGCAUACAGUCAUUUUCAACAAAGCUACGGUAAAAGGUUUGAUUGUGUUUAAUACACUGUAUUAUGCAAUAUAUAUGAUACUCGUAGAUCUAUUACAGUUUUUAGAAAAACAAAAACAAAAACGAAAAAAAAAAACAAGAAAA
Messenger RNA from Mercenaria mercenaria, 2358 nucleotides. RefSeq names its product cytochrome P450 1A1-like. The transcript has 2 exons. Lineage: Eukaryota; Metazoa; Mollusca; Bivalvia; Venerida; Veneridae. Gene Ontology annotation, molecular function: monooxygenase activity; iron ion binding; heme binding. The record is from RefSeq and is a predicted model, not a curated record. The coding region runs from base 170 to 1660 and encodes 496 amino acids.